Molecule: messenger RNA, 3380 nt
Organism: Capsicum annuum
Lineage: Eukaryota; Viridiplantae; Streptophyta; Magnoliopsida; Solanales; Solanaceae
Product: histone-lysine N-methyltransferase, H3 lysine-9 specific SUVH6-like
Exons: 2
Coding region: 200-2761 (853 amino acids)
Cellular component (GO): nucleus
Molecular function (GO): histone methyltransferase activity; zinc ion binding; protein binding
Source: RefSeq, a predicted model, not a curated record
CUUGCCAUGUUUGCUAUGGAAAAUAUUGGUUUAAAGAAACCUAAUUUGGAUAGGAAUCAAAUUCGCACCUUACUGUACGUUCACUUUAUUAUUAUAAAUAGGACCCUGAUAUUGCCUUCCCCUUGUUCCAUACUAAUGUUUGUUCCAUGACAACCUUUUGUGUUGUGGGGUUUCUGGUUUAAAAGAGCGUUCUGAUCUUAUGCCAGCACUUGAAAACAUAUUUCAAAUGUCGGUGUUAGUUGAAAGAAGUCCCUCAAAGAUGUUAGGGAAGAGACUUAAUCAGAGCGUUGAUACUAAAUCUACCUCCACAUUUAAGAGCCUAAAAGUUGAUAGUACCCGCAAUUUUCCUCAAAAUUGUGGUGCAUUUGUUCGUGAAAACAACGGAAGCAGAGUUCAACAACAUGCUGACGUUAAGAUCUGCCCGGAAUUUCCAUCCACUACUACUACUAAGCGUGUGAAAGUAGAUGCUAUUAGGAAUUUUCCUGAGAGAUGCGGCCCGUGUAUUCCUCAAGAGAAGAAUGGAAGCGAUCCUCAAUGCUCCGCUAAUUCGAAUGUGAUCGAGUCAGUUGAGCCCUCAAGUGUCUCCGUGCGAAGUAAUUUUGAGGCAAAAUAUAUGCAACCUGGGCAAGUUAAAACGGAUGAUUUGGUUGCAACUGGUGCACGUCCAGAAGAGGCUGGUGAUUCAAGUCGUUUGAAUACCUCAUGUCAACCUACUAAUGGCAAUCAACCUUUGAAGAUGAAAGAAAAAAAUCUUAUUUAUGACGAGUCUACUCAACAGCAUGACGUAUUGGUUAAUGAGGUUCUCCAAAAGCCAUCAACUGAUACAGGAUAUACAUGUGAUUGGUUUAUAAAAGGCGAGCCUGUUGAAAAUGGACCAGAAUUACCUGCUAUUGAAGAAAGUCAAAUUGAAGGUCGAAAUGAACCUAGAAACGUAACAAACAAGGUUAUUAUUGAAGAUGCCGUCAAUUUCAUGCCAAUGCCCGAAGACAUACGUUCUGAGCAGCACAUUGAACUGAACAAAGGCCAGGAUCUUGUCUAUAAGAAUUGGGGUCAAUAUGAAUCUGCGCUCAUGAAAAAGCAAACAGAUCUUGGAGUUUCUCAAGAAUAUUUAACGAAUUCUGGUGUCAUGAGUGGUGUUUCUGGUCAUGGAUUGUUAACUGAAUAUGAACAUAUUCAGAAAGUGAAAGAAGUUAGAAAGACUCUGAAACUUUUUGAUGACGUUUACACUAAACUUCUGCUAGAAGAUAAAGCAGAAAAACAUGAAGGACCAUCUAAAAGAAGAAUCCAUACAGAGGCAGCAAUGACUUUGAAAAAUCAGAAAAAGUGGAUAAAUUGUGAGUGGACCUUUGGACAUGUUCCUGGAGUUGAAAUUGGGGAUCAAUUUCGGUUCAGGGCAGAACUUGUUACAAUUGGACUGCAUCACCAAUUUACUAAGGGUAUCAAUUAUGUGAAUAUUAACAGGAAGCGUGUCGCAACUAGCAUUGUUGAUUCUGGUCGGUAUGAGAACAAAUCCAUUUCUUCUGAAACGAUCAUUUAUGUAGGUCAAGGUGGGAAUCCAAAAGUAUCUUUUAAUGCAAGAGUGGAAGAUCAAAAGCUUCAAGGGGGUAAUCUUGCCUUGAAGAACUCCAUGGAUUUGGGGUAUCCCGUGAGGGUUAUUUGUGGUCGACAAAGAGUAAAUGGAGAAAAGAGUGAUGUACGAUACAUUUACGCUGGGCUCUACACUGUGACUAAGUGUUGGCAAGAAAGAGCUCCAACUGGAAAAUAUGUUUUCAAGUUUGAACUGAAAAGAAAACUUGGCCAACCAAAUCUUACUCGUGAACUAGUGUCACGGCUACCAAAUUUAGUCAAGGUAAGUCAUUUUCCUGAAAAUGUUAACAAGGAAACAAAGUCGAUUAUGCAGUUGGAGUUUGUUGUGGACUAUGAUGUCUCGCAAGGAAAAGAGAAGAUACCGAUCCCUGCUGUCAAUACGAUAGACGAUGAGAGACCCCCACCAUUCACUUACAUCACCAACAUGCGAUAUCCAGAUUGGUAUUAUAUCUGUAAACCUGAAGGUUGCAAUUGCACAAGUGGAUGCUCGGAUUCUGAGCAAUGCUCUUGUGCUUCUAGGAAUGGAGGUGAGAUUCCAUUCAAUACAAGAGGCUCUAUUCUUAGAGCAAAACCUCUUGUUUAUGAGUGUGGUCCAUCUUGCAAAUGUCCCCCUUCUUGCAAAAAUAGAGUUAGCCAACAUGGUCCGCGGUACCAUUUGGAGGUUUUCAAGACUGAAUCAAGAGGAUGGGGUUUGAGGUCACGAGAUUAUAUCUCAUGUGGAAGUUUUAUAUGUGAGUAUGUUGGGGAGUUGCUUGAUGAAAGGGAAGCUGAAAAUAGAAUAGAUCGUGAUGAGUACUUGUUUGAUGUUGGCAACUACGAUGAAGAAAUCCCCAAAAGGAAUGUUGCGCGCAAUAAUAACCUCAAAGUUGAGUCAAACUAUUUGCAAAGGAAGGAUGAAGAUGGAUUUACCCUUGAUGCGUUAAGAUAUGGGAAUGUUGGAAGAUUUAUCAACCAUAGUUGCUCACCAAACCUUUAUGCUCAAAAUGUCAUGUAUUACCAUGGUGAUAGGAGAGUACCUCACAUAAUGUUUUUCACUUCUAAGAGUAUUCCGCCAUUAGAGGAACUUACUUAUCACUACAACUACCACAUUGACCAUGUUUAUGAUAAAAAUGGCAAUAUGAAGAGAAAGAAUUGUAGAUGUGGCUCCCGGAAGUGCGAGGGGAGAAUGUACUAAAGAACUACUCAUGUAAGAGUAUUCCUCUUGACGCGAUAUUUGAAGUAUCAUUUUUAUAAUCUUUGUGCACUUGUCAUUUCAACUUUUUGAUCCCUUGUUAUUCCAUUUACGUUUAAUUGUGAAAACUUUGAUCUCUUGUAACGUGUAUUAUGCUUAAUGUCCUAUCUUUUAUGACUUUUAUUUGGUCUUUGAGAUGGUUGUAUAACCACAUGACUCAUGAGGGAGUUAACACUUAUUCGGCAUCUUAGAUUUAGACUUGCCGAAAUAAGGCUUAUUUACCACCCUGGACCAAAAUCCUUGAGAGAGUUUAUCUAAACUACAACAUUGCUCCUGCCACCUCUCUCGCCAGCAACAGUAAGCAGGUAACUUUGUUCACAGAUGUGUUGAAAUCUCUUAGUGUUUUGUUUUUGUUGGUUAUUGAACCUGAGAGCUCAUGAUGCUCAAUCCACAUUAUUGACCACUAUGCCAUGGUGCGCAACAUUGCACUCUUUUGCUAUUGCAAUUCACAAGUAAAAAUUUUUCAUUGAACCAACACAAUAUGAUUGUUCAGUUAAUACUCUUUUGCUGAUUCUCUUCAGUUUCUGUCAUGUAUGCUUAUGGCUGGGUGAAUCAAUUGAGU